AUAUCAAACUAAUAAUAUGCGGUAGGUAGAACAUAACUUGGCAAGAUUUCUUUAGCCAGAAGUGUUAUCUUCAACUUACUUUUGCUGUUACACUCUUUUGAAGAGAACAUGGAUACAGUUAGGCAUUCCACCAAAGUUCUCAAGUGUACUUAUAUUCAUCUAUUCAUUUGUUUGAUAUUUUUCUCUGACUCUGUGGUUCCCUCUUCAUCAAUUGUCAAAUCACUACCGGGAUUUACCGGUCCUCUUCCUUUCUAUCUUGAAACUGGAUAUAUAGCAGUGGAUGAGAAGGAAGAUGCUCAGUUUUUUUAUUACUUUGUUGAAUCCGAAGGGAGCCCAAGAGAAGAUCCUCUUAUGCUCUGGUUCAUUGGUGGACCUGGGUGCUCUGUUCUUUCUGCACUUACUGUUGAGAUUGGUCCCCUUCGGUUUAACAUAGUUGAGUACAAUGGCAGCCUACCAACAUUAGCACUGAAUACAUUAUCCUGGACAAAGGCUGCGAGUAUAAUAUUUAUAGAUGGACCUGUUGGCACUGGAUUUUCAUAUUCAAAGAGCCGGCGGGAAGGAUACCAGACUGAUGACAUUUUGUUUGCCGAUCAAAGUCUUGUGUUUCUGAAAAAGUGGUUACUAGCUCACCCCAAGUUCAUCUCCAAUCCACUCUAUAUAGGCGGUGACUCUUAUGCUGGCAUCAUCGUCCCUGUAGUUGCUGAAGAAGUAGUAAAGAGUAUUGAAGCCAACAACGCACCAAAAUUUAACUUCCAGGGUUAUUUGGUCGGAAACGGAUUAACGGAUGUAAAUAUCGAUUUGAAUUCGAGGGUUCUAUUUGCUCAUCGUAUGGCACUUAUAUCGGAUGAACUCUAUGAGUCAGCGAAGAACAACUGCAAAGGGCAAUACCAUGGAAACCACGACGACAAUAAGCUAUGCGGCGACGAUCUUAAUGCUAUCUCACUCUGUACUGAAAAGAUAAACAUCCAACAUAUCUUAGAGCCUUUGUGUAGUUCAAUCUUUACUUUAAAUGGGAAGGUGGGAUUUACCAACCGUAAAUCACUCUUGGAGAAGUCAUUACCUGGUUUUCCUGAUUUGGGGUGCAGGAGCUAUGAUACCGUAUUGAUCCAUUUCUGGGCAAAUGAUGAACGUGUUCAACAAGCGCUUCAUGUUCGCGAAGGAACGAAAAAGACAUGGAUAAGAUGUCCGAAGAACUUGCCUUACAAGGAGAUUCUCCCGAGUGUUGUUAGCUAUCAUCAGCGUCUCAACUCGCGAGGCUAUCGGGCUCUUAUAUACAGUGGAGAUCAUGACAUGAUGAUUCCUUAUAUUGGAUCCCAAGCAUGGAUCGAGUCUCUGAAUAUUCCCAUUGUUAGUCAAUGGAGGCCAUGGCUGGUUGAUCACCAAAUUGCAGGAUACGUGACUGAGUAUUCAAAUGGCAUUACUUUCGCCACUGUCAAGGGUGCUGGACAUACAGCUCCUGAGUACCGGCCUAAGGAAUGCUUUGCCAUGUUCAAAAGAUGGAUUUCUCAUGAACCACUUUGAUCAACUCUGCAAUGAGUAACUAUUGUAUUUGUAUUUCAAAUCAAAUGUUAGGAAUUUUAUUCCUAAAUUAUUUAUGGGAGCUUAUCAGCAAAACCAGUAUGAGGACGUGGUUUAAUUUUGAUGUUAAUGUAUUAACAGUUCUAGUAUUUA
Morus notabilis is the source of this 1671-nucleotide messenger RNA. Its product is annotated as serine carboxypeptidase-like 2. Gene Ontology annotation, biological process: proteolysis; secondary metabolic process. Gene Ontology annotation, molecular function: acyltransferase activity, transferring groups other than amino-acyl groups; serine-type carboxypeptidase activity. NCBI's taxonomy places the organism in Eukaryota, Viridiplantae, Streptophyta, Magnoliopsida, Rosales, Moraceae. The record is from RefSeq and is a predicted model, not a curated record. The coding region runs from base 109 to 1521 and encodes 470 amino acids. The transcript is spliced from 14 exons.